Colletotrichum karsti is the source of this 891-nucleotide messenger RNA. RefSeq lists its product as uncharacterized. Gene Ontology annotation, molecular function: peptidase activity. Bases 1 to 891 code for a protein of 296 amino acids. Lineage: Eukaryota; Fungi; Ascomycota; Sordariomycetes; Glomerellales; Glomerellaceae. Gene Ontology annotation, biological process: proteolysis. The record is from RefSeq and is a predicted model, not a curated record. The transcript is spliced from 2 exons.
AUGAGUCCGUCUUCCACAGUUGAGCUCAGCGAUGGAGCCACCGUGAAAGUCCGCAUGCUCGGUAACGGUGACAAGACCAAGCCUCUGCUUAUUGCCCUCCAUGGCGCACCGGGCUUAUCAGAUCACAGAGAGCCUGAAUCGUCCUUUGAAUUCCUCGUCUCUAGAUUUCGCGUUCUGGUGUAUGAUGCCAGAGGAAGCGGCGACAGCAGUUUGAAACCUCCAUACACUGAUGCGCGCUGGGUCGCCGACGUUGAUGAACUAAGAGAAUGGGCCGGCGAAGAAAAGUUCGUUCUCGCUGGAGGCUCUUACGGCGGUUUUCUGGCCCUGCAAUAUGCCAUCACGCAUCCGAAUCGCCUCCUCGCGCUUAUUCUGCGAGACACGUGGGCAAAUGGACUCCGCGGGACUCUUAAUUGCCUGAAGACCGUCCUCACCAGCAAUCGUAUCAAACCAGACGGAGAUCGACAGGUCCGGCUAUUCAGCGGCACCGUGAGAGACAACAAAGACUUUGCAGCUGCGUUCGGGGAGAUCGUCAAAAUUUACACGCCCGAGAACGAGCGGGAGGAAGUUGCCCAGGAGCCCUCGACAUUUGAGGGAAAUACAUGUACUAUCGCGGAAACGUACAAGCUGCGAUACGAAACCCACAACUUCGCUUUCUCGCACAAUGUGCCGAGGUUUGAUGUUCGGUCAAGAUUAGGAGAGAUAACGGCGCCGACUCUCAUCGUGACUGGUAGACAUGAUCUUAUCGCGAUUUUUGAGUACAGCGAAGAGAUCAAUAGGGGAAUUCCGGAAAGCGAGCUGGUCAUUUUUGAGAAUUCAGGACACAGCCCGCCUUCGGACGAGCCCGAGCUCUUUCAAAAGACUGUGUCUGAGUUCUUGUUGAAAUGGGUUUGA